AUGGCCGCAUUCCUCCGCAAGGCUGCCAGCGUCCUUGACAAGGCUGAAGAUGCUAUCAAGCAUGUUCUAGGGAAGGAUGAUGAGCCGCCAAAGCAGGACGUCGCCCAGCCGGCACCCGGAUCUCCGGCGCCACCUCCCUACACCGGGCCCCCUGGCGCAUCGCCGCCUGCCGCUACUGACUCGCGGCUCACAUGCUGCUCCGACGAUGUGCCGGCGGAUUUCAACAAGCUCGGCUCGUGCUUCUCGUGCUCGGCGUGCAAGAACGUGUACCAGGUCUCCAAGAGCCGCCGUCGGUUCCACUGCAAGGUCUGCGAUGACUUUGACUUUUGCCACACCUGCAUCCAUCGCAUCCCGCACGAUACCUCCCAUGGCUUUGUCAUGCUGAGCCCGGACAAGGCGUACCAGCUGCCGAUCGUGUACCCGCCGGCAAACUUUGUCGAUAUGUCUGGUGUCGACGCUGCCUCGGCCUCGGCCUCGGCCGACGAGGUGACGUCGAGCCCGGGCAUGGCCGGCUUUGACGCCUUCCUUGCCUCGGUCAAGGCCGAGUCAUUCUCCAGCGGCAAGAUCUCCAAGAUCGAGAUGGUGGCCAAGAACAACAUGUUCAACGCAACGCAGGCCGGCCUCCUCCUUGACGCCAUGGACUUUGACAAGGACAAGAUCACCGUCGCUGUUCUGCUCUACCCGCAGCUGACCAACCAGGCCAACUUUUACCAGGUCCUCGACCACCUCGACUUUUCGUCGUCCAAGGACGAGGUCCGCAACCAGCUUGGACUGUAA
Molecule: messenger RNA, 777 nt
Organism: Thecamonas trahens ATCC 50062
Lineage: Eukaryota; Apusomonadida; Apusomonadidae
Exons: 2
Coding region: 1-777 (258 amino acids)
Source: RefSeq, a predicted model, not a curated record